Schizosaccharomyces osmophilus is the source of this 1341-nucleotide messenger RNA. RefSeq names its product mitochondrial pyruvate dehydrogenase (lipoamide) phosphatase. Gene Ontology annotation, biological process: protein dephosphorylation. Bases 1 to 1341 code for a protein of 446 amino acids. Lineage: Eukaryota; Fungi; Ascomycota; Schizosaccharomycetes; Schizosaccharomycetales; Schizosaccharomycetaceae. The record is from RefSeq and is a predicted model, not a curated record. The transcript has 2 exons. Gene Ontology annotation, molecular function: protein serine/threonine phosphatase activity.
AUGGGAUAUUUCACCUCAAAGUCGGCUAGGGGCAUUAGUUAUCUCAAGCAAGUCUCCAUUACUACUGCCAUUGUUUCUUCAAUAGGAUAUGCCGCAUAUCAUCUACGUGAACAAAAUGCUGUUCAAUUAGAUCCACCGAAUACAACUUAUUCAAAUCCGUCAAAGGUUCGAUUACCACCUAAGGACCCUGAAAGUAUUAACAGUCGUUUGCGGGAAUAUGAAAAGACCGUUUUUGUAAAUCGAGAUGGUAUCGCCAGAUAUGACUUUAAUCAAUUAGCAAGUAACGAUCCUUGUGAGGACGACCACGUGGAGUCGGUUUCGAAGGAGAUUGACGAUGGGAAUUGGUACUUCUGGGGUGUUUUUGAUGGUCACUCUGGCUGGAAUACUUCUCUGUACUUGCGUCAGCAUCUAGUCCCAGCAGUAGUCGAUGAACUAAGGAAAACAGCAAUGACAGCGAUGAAGAAUAAUGCAUGUCCUUCUGCUUUAAGCUACGAGCGAUCUUUGUGCAAUGCGUUUGAGAAUUUGGAUAAUCAUAUUGUACAUGAAAACAUUUCAACUGUAUUCAAAAAUCCAAAAUCUGUACAAAAUGCGGCUCGUUUAUUGCUACCAGCAGUUUCCGGUUCUUGUGCUCUUUUAACUGCAUAUUCUGCAAAGUCAAAGACUCUGCAAGUUGCUUGCACCGGCGACUCGCGAGCUGUAUUGGGUGAACAAACUUCCUCUGGAAGCUGGAAUGCUGUUCCAUUAAGCCGCGACCAAACAGGUGCAAAUCCAGACGAAGCUGCGCGUUUGGAAGUCGAACAUCCUGGUGAAACUGUUCUACGCAACAACCGUAUACUUGGGCGUUUAAUGCCUUCCCGAGCAUUUGGUGAUGCUAGAUUUAAAUGGUCUCGACAAGUCAGUGAACGUUUGCAUAAAGAGUACUUUUCAGCUGUCCCCAUUCCCGUAAAAUCCCCUCCAUACGUAACAGCUGUUCCUGAGGUGGAAACAGUUAGGGUCGAUUCUAAGAAACAUAAAUUCCUUAUUAUGGCUUCGGAUGGUCUAUGGGACACAAUGUCUAGUGAACGAGCAGUCGAGCUAGUCGGCCAAUGGAUGAAUUCAGACUUUGGAAAAAAGCCUGCCUCUGAGAACUUUUCGUCAAGUACGUUGAACCUAUUCAAUUGGUUCCAUAAAGCAUCACCAGUUGUGGAUGAAAAUGCUGCUACCCAUCUUGUCCGCAACGCGUUAGGUGGAAAAGAUGAAACAAUUUCAGCUCUUCUUACUUUGACCUAUCCUCUCUCCAGAAGGUAUAGAGACGAUCUUACAGUAACGGUGGUGUUCUUUGAAGAAAAUGAAGCGGCUUGA